AGCUGAGUUUUCAGGGCGACAGGUAACAGUUCCUUGUGACAGGAAAGGAGGUACCUGGGGCCAUCACUUUGAGGUGCUCUGUGCCCGUGUCUGCAGCAGCCUUGGCUGGCAGAGGAUGCCUUUGCCUCUCGGAGCAUCGCAGGUGACACUGUGAGAGCUGCCCACACACGUGAGCCUGCAAGUGGUCUCUGGACAGGAAGCUGCAGCGGCCGCUCCUGGGCAAGUCUCAGACGCUGCCCAGCAUUCCGCAGUCGCCGGUGCUGAGCCGGCUGCCCCUGCUGGAGCCCACAGCCUACAGGGACGAGAUGCCGGAGCAGAAGCCCUACAAGAAGCACUCGGGCUCUGAGCACCAGAAAGGCUGCACGGUCCCUUCUGCCGGGGAGGCCUGGCGGCUGGAGGAUGACUGCUCGGAGCCCCCCGGGGCCCCCCGGCUGGGCACGGCGGUGGAGGACGCCCCGUUCAGCUACUUCCGCACCCGCUCCUUCUACAUGAGGAAGAGCUUGUCUGUGGACAACCACCUGGGCUCCCUGAGCUACGCCGUGCACCCGGCCGAGAGCAAGGCCGAGCGCGUCAGGACCAAGCUGCGGCGGCAGUUUAGCCUGGGGUCAGCGGACAAGAAGGACUUUUACCAGCCAAAGUCGGAGAGCAGCCUCGCUAGGUUUGCCCACCGCUUGUCGGUGAAGCAGAAGCAGGAGAAGAGAAGGAAAGCUGAGUAUGGCUCGGCCGAGCUGUCUGCCUUCCGGCCCAGGUCUCUGAGCAUUGAAUGGUCCUCCUCCCCUAAAAUGACGCAGCAGAUGCGGGACCUGCAGCUGGCACAGGCCAGGAAGCCACCAGGCCCUUCCUCACCAAAUGCAGCCAAGAGGCUCUACCGAAACCUGUCUGGGAAAUUCCGCGUCAACUACACCUCCUUUGAUGAGGGCAGUCUGGUGGGACGGGGUGAGAAGGAGAAGCUCCGCAAGUCCUACCUGUUCCAAAGCAAUGCUGCACUCUUUGAGGCUGUGGAGCUUCAGGACCUUGACAGGGUGCAGGAGCUGCUGAAGCACUACAGCCCUGAGGAGCUGGACCUCAACACCCCCAACAGCGAGGGGCUUCUGCCCCUGGACAUCGCCAUCAUGACCAACAACGCUCCCAUUGCCAGGGCCCUGCUGCAGGCAGGAGCAAAGGAGAGCCCACACUUUGUGAGCCUGGAAAGCCGCUCGCUGCACCUGUCCACGCUGGUGCGGGAAGCGGAGCAGCGUGUCAACGAGCUGAUGGCACAGGUGGUGAAUGAGGCGCCCAACGCUGACUGCUCCGAGAAGGAGAAGCAGCUCAAGGCCUGGGAGUGGCGGUUCCGGCUUUACAAGCGCAUGAAGGCAGGGUUUGAGCAUGCCCGAGUGCCAGAUGCCCCCAGCAGCGUCCACCUCUCUGUGGCCAGCAGCUCCUCAUUGCAGGUGACCUUCUGGGAGCCCCUGAGUGUCAACUCUGCCGUUGUCACCAAGUACAAAGUGGAGUGGAGCUGUUCCCCCACCUUCUCGCCAUUGCUGGGAGAAGCUGUGAUCGACAAGCUGAAGGACCUGCACUUCACCAUUCAGGGGCUGGUGUCGGGCACAGCGUACCACAUCCGUGUGUCUGCCUACAACAUGAAGGGCUGGGGUCCCCCGCAAGCCUCCAUGCCCCCCUUUGCCAUCCCUUCCAACUGGCGGGAGUAUGAUGGCCGGGCGCCACGGCGGAGGGGACAGGCUGAAGCUCUGGACCAUCUGCUGGGCCAGGUGAAGACUGUCCACCAGCACUGCAUUUGCCAUGAGCCCUGCAAGAACCAGCCCCAGAGCAGAAAGCAUUCGGUCUCCAAGAGCCUCAAGCAUCUCUUCCACCCUGGCAGCAAGUUUCUCAAGACACUGAAGCGGGGCCUCUACCUGACAGCCAUCUUCUACAAGGAUGACAACAUCCUGGUGACGCAUGAAGACCAGAUCCCCGUGGUGGAGAUCGAUGACACCUACUCCUGCCUACUCAUGCAGGAUUUCCUCUGGCUCACCAAGGUUUCAUGUAUGUGGGAUGAGAUCCUGUGGCUGCGGCAGUGUGUCACCGUGUCCCAGUCCUCCUGCUCCUGCAUCCUGCAGACGCGCUUCAAGAUGCUGCUCGCCAUCUCGCAGAUGCAGGGGCUGCUGGGCAUCCAGGACCUGGGGCAGGUCUUCUUUGAGCCCAUCAAAGACAAACAGGGCAACAUCCUCAUCGUCACCCUGAAGGAGGUGAAGACCAACCAGACCUUCGAGAGCGUCCGCUGGGUCCCCAUCUGCAAACUGCAGAGCAGCCGCAAGUCCGUGUCCUCCCCAGAGGAGCCCACGGCUCUGGACACACUGCUCAUCUCCGUCCAGGACAAGCUGGCUUACCACCAGCGGAGCAGCCAUGCCCUCUCCCCAGGCCUCUACCUGGGCUACUUGAAGCUGUGCAGUGCCGUGGAUCAGAUCCGAGUGCUGGUGCCAGAGCAGCUCCCCAAUAUCCUGUGCCACGUCAAGAUUCGCUCCAACCCCAACAUCUCCAGGGAGGAGUGGGAGUGGCUGCAGAAAAUGGCCAGCGUGGAGGAGCCUGUUCCCACAGAGCCAGAGGCUGACAGGUCCCAGAACCCCUUGUUUCAGGAGCUCCAAGUGGCCAUCAAGGAGCUGAUGACCCUGGUGAACAUCCCGUUGCAAGAGGCCAAAGACUUCCGUCUGUACAGCCAAGAGGUGCUGGACUUUGGGGAUCAGGUCUCCUUCCUGUUGCUGCUGCCUCCAUCAGAUGACGUCUGCACUGCUCCAGGCCAGAACAAUCCUUAUACCCCUCGCUCUGGCUUCCUCACACUGCCACUGCAGAUCUUCGAGCUGGUCCACUUCUUCACCUAUGACCGGGAGUUCAUCACGCAGUACUGCCAGGUGUCCGCCCUGCUGGAGCUGGAGUCACUCCUCUCCCAGCAGAGCCUCAGGGAGGCUUUCUCUGAUGCUGAGCUCUCCACUGCCAAGCAGAGGCACCAGCAGGUUCAGGACUACAUCCAGCAAAUGGAGGAGAUCUGGCGAGAGAUGCGCUGGAUCAUGGAUGUCCUGCAGCACGCCCGCUACAAGCAGCCCUCCUGUGGGGUCUCUCUCAGCGGCUUCCUCAGCGAGCCCGGGGGGCCAGCAAAGGAGCAAACCCCAUCCUCCUUGUCCCACCUUGACUACCUUCCAUCCCCAGUGCCCUCACCGGAGACCAGCCGCAAGCUCAACUCUGACUCGCACGGGCUGUCGGAUGAGGAAGGCUCCUCGGAGGUGUUCCUGGCCACCGACAGUGACUACGACUCCAGCCGGGCGCAGAGCCCGAAGGAGCUGGACCUGGUGUGCUCCUCCUCGGGGCCCGAGGGCUGCAGCCGGAGGGGGGCCCGCAGCCUGCGGGACAGUGCCCCGGACGUCCUGCAGAGCCACGAGCUCAAGGCCUCACCCCCAGCGCCGCCACCGUCCGAGGAGCCCCGGCCACCGGCCAAGCUCUAUGACAGUGACUUUGUCCUGCCCAGCCGGCAGAUCGAGCUGCUGCGCAUCACGGAGAAGCGACAGGCGUACUGCGUUCGGACCAGCAGCCUGGACUUCCCCAAGCCCCACUGCCCCGCCCCGAGAAAGUCCUGCCCCGGCUCCGUGGACAGCUCCCCGGCNCCGGCAGGGCUCGGAGCCCGUCUGCCGGACGCGCUCGGAUGA
This is a messenger RNA of Cyanistes caeruleus (blue tit), 3674 nucleotides long. Its product is annotated as ankyrin repeat and fibronectin type-III domain-containing protein 1-like. Lineage: Eukaryota; Metazoa; Chordata; Aves; Passeriformes; Paridae. The record is from RefSeq and is a predicted model, not a curated record. Gene Ontology annotation, molecular function: protein binding. Gene Ontology annotation, biological process: regulation of establishment of bipolar cell polarity; establishment of mitotic spindle orientation; signal transduction. Gene Ontology annotation, cellular component: spindle.